Apaloderma vittatum (bar-tailed trogon) is the source of this 934-nucleotide messenger RNA. RefSeq names its product neuroligin-3-like. The annotation marks the transcript as partial. The record is from RefSeq and is a predicted model, not a curated record. Gene Ontology annotation, molecular function: signaling receptor activity; neurexin family protein binding. NCBI's taxonomy places the organism in Eukaryota, Metazoa, Chordata, Aves, Trogoniformes, Trogonidae. Gene Ontology annotation, cellular component: cell surface; synapse; postsynaptic specialization membrane. The transcript has 5 exons. Gene Ontology annotation, biological process: neuron cell-cell adhesion; synaptic vesicle endocytosis; modulation of chemical synaptic transmission.
AUGUGGCAGAUACUCUGGAGAAGCCCUCUCUUGACCCCUGUUCUCCAAGUGCUUGAGCUGGUGGCCAGCUGGGACCUGCGUCUUGCCCUCUUGGUCCUGAGCUUCACUUCAGCGGUUGUGCGGAUGGAGGGCCAGGUCUACUCGCCGACUGUCAACACGCACUAUGGGAAGUUACGGGGGGUGCGUGUGCCACUGCCCAGUGAGAUCCUGGGGCCUGUGGACCAGUACCUGGGGGUGCCUUACGCUGCCCCCCCCAUCGGGGAGAAGAGGUUCAUGCCCCCUGAGCCACCACCAUCCUGGUCGGGCAUCAGGAAUGCUACUCACUUCUCACCAGUCUGCCCGCAGAACAUCCACAAUGCUGUUCCUGAGAUUAUGCUACCCAUCUGGUUUACCUCCAAUUUGGAUAUUGUGGCCACGUACAUCCAGGACCCCAACGAGGACUGUCUGUACCUCAACAUCUACAUCCCCACGGAGGAUGUAAAACGGAUUUCCAAGGAAUGCACCCGAAAGCCCAACAAGAAAAUAUGUAGGAAAGGAGGAGCCAGCGCUAAGAAACAGGGCGAGGACUUAGCGGAUAAUGACGGUGAUGAAGAUGAAGACAUCCGGGACAGCGGGGCCAAGCCAGUGAUGGUGUAUAUCCACGGUGGCUCAUACAUGGAGGGCACUGGGAACAUGAUAGAUGGCAGCGUCCUGGCCAGCUAUGGGAACGUGAUUGUCAUCACCUUGAACUACCGCGUUGGAGUGCUCGGGUUCCUAAGCACAGGGGACCAGGCUGCCAAGGGCAAUUACGGGCUGCUGGACCAGAUACAGGCGCUGCGCUGGGUCAGCGAGAACAUCGCCUUCUUUGGGGGAGAUCCCUUGCGGAUCACUGUCUUCGGCUCUGGCAUUGGUGCCUCCUGCGUCAGCCUGCUCACUCUCUCCCAUCACUCUGAAG